Podospora anserina S mat+ is the source of this 597-nucleotide messenger RNA. RefSeq lists its product as uncharacterized. Gene Ontology annotation, cellular component: nucleus. Bases 1 to 597 code for a protein of 198 amino acids. Gene Ontology annotation, molecular function: zinc ion binding; DNA-binding transcription factor activity, RNA polymerase II-specific. The record is from RefSeq and is a predicted model, not a curated record. NCBI's taxonomy places the organism in Eukaryota, Fungi, Ascomycota, Sordariomycetes, Sordariales, Podosporaceae. The transcript is spliced from 3 exons. Gene Ontology annotation, biological process: regulation of DNA-templated transcription.
AUGUCAAUGUCAACCUAUACACCGUCAUCAACAUCCCCUGAUGGACCCUCAGAGCCGCCGCCAACAGCUAGUGGUAGCGGGACGGGAGCAACAGCAGCUCACGAGCCGUUGGCUUGUGUGAGUUGUCGGACGAGGAAGCUGAAAUGUGAUCGUAGAAAGCCGAAUUGCACCAGGUGUGCUCGGAGUGGUGGCGAUUGUCACUACCCGGAGUCUCGGAGGAAACCAGCGUUUAAGCGAAGGAAUGUUAGAGAAUUGGAAGAGAGACUAGCACAGGUGGAAGGUCUCUUGAAGAAUGUCAGCAGGCGGCGAACCAGCCGGGAAGCCGGGCCUAGCACAACGUCUGGUUCUCUAGAACCGUCACGGCAGCCAUCUCAAGAAUCAUCACCUCUAGCUGGCCUAGAGGCCGAUGCUUCUCAGAUCAACUUUGACGACUUAUUUGCAGAUCCAACUUUCCAAGAUCCAUCAUGGUUUUCACCACCACCACCUCCUCCCCCAGAUGGAUUUUCGUCCACAGCCAACAACCCUCCGCCAUGGGACCUGUUUGGUUUGGGUCAGUUUGAGAGCUUGCCCCCGUGGGAAAUGAUUGAGGAAUUGUAA